GGCCCAAGGAGGUGGGCGCCUCCACUCCCCCUCCCAAUUAUUUUCCCCAAACCCCAUCCUUUCUUUUACAGCAGCCGCCACAAUAAACCCCUGACUCCUCUCUGUAUAAUUCCCCCUAAGCAAAAACCCCGCCCCUUGUGUUAUUCCCAGCAGCGAGAGAAACCUCAACCGUCGCCGUUGUUCCCGCUUCUCAACGCGGGCGCGGCGAGAGAAAAAGAAGAAAGAGUUGCACCCGAUCCCGAUCCCAUCCCUCUCGUGUUUCUAGCGGUGACGUUGAGGGUUCGAUAAACGAGGAGAUCAUUGUCCCGGGUCAUCCAACCUAGGCCUAGGCACGUUCUAGAGGUAUGGGAACUCGAUCCCUUUGAGUUAGAUCGAUCGUUUUGGUGAUUUUUCGUGAGGAUGCAAUUCUGGGGUCUUAGCAACAGGCUUUACAGGCUUUUAGUGACAGAUUUUGAUUAGUCACUAAAGGUGCUGGGAAUUUCCAGAAACAUAUUUUUAGAUGUUUUAAAUUUUUUCGAGCCUCUCUGAAGUUUGUUUUCUGGAUCUAACAGUUUUAUAAAUUGAGAGACGUCUAGAAAAUGAUUGUAAUUUAAUUUGGGAAUUUUUGAAGAUGUAUUUCUAUUUUUAGAAAUUGUUUGAACAUUUGUUUUAAUUAAAUAAAAAUCUUUCCGAGGGUUUUUUAAGGGUUUAAUAAUUUUCCAGGGUAUAGGGAUAUAUGAUUGACAUGGGAAAAUUAUUAUCCGAAUUUUGAAGAAGGUUCUAGUUAGGUGGAUAAUUCGUCAAAGACUCAAAUAAUCAAGAAAAAUAGUCGUUUUUGAAGGGAUUAAUUCUACAAAAUUUUAGUGGGGGUUAAAGGACCCUAGGAAUGAGGUUCAAGGACUGGAGUUUGAGGAGAGGAUGUUCUAGUGAUUCAAAAGGGGUUUUAAAUCAAGAAAGGUCGUCUAAGAAAAUGGAUUCUUUUUAAUAGGUUUCCCCAAGAUAAUCCGGCUAAGGAGGGGUGUCUUCGAUGAAGGAAUUGAGGAGUCAUCUUUUCGAGGUGAGUGUAAAGGGGGUAAAAUCUCUGUCGUAGGUCUUUAGUUUAUUUUACUUAAAGUAGUUUCGUUAAUUUUUUAGUAUUGCGCGAUAUGUGUGUGAGGCAUCCCACCGCCUGUAAGGGUGGAGGCACGCGUUGUGCUAUGUAUGAAUGUAUGGAUAUAUGAUUGUAAUAGUUGGUUGAUGGUAUAAGGAACCCCCGGGCGGUUGGGCCACUACUGGACUCGGUUGAUGGUCGGAUCACUACUGGAUGGCAAGACGUAACGCAGCAGUUGAUCGAGUAUGUUGGGGUCACUACUGGACAGCGAGACGUAACGCAGUAGUUGACGGGCAUGGACUGGACGACGAGACGUAACGUAGUGCCAUUGCCGAGUUUGGGUAUGCAACUGGACGGCGAGACAUAACGCGGUUGGCAUACUAGGGUAGGGACACCGGACAGCGAGAUGUAACGCGGUGGUCCCUUGUGUUGGUGUCUUUGGAUUAAGAGGAUAAGUAAGAAAUUCUAAAGAUAAGAUAGGAGUAGAGAUCUCUUAUAGACUGUUUGAUAGUAAAGUUUAAAGGAUGAAAGUGAGAACGACUUUCGACUAAGGAAGGCAAUCCCCUAAUAAUGUGUUCAGUAAGGAGUUUUCCUAGGGCAAAGACCUUAGGAAGUAACGACGAGACUAACCCCUUCUCACUCACCAGGUCUAGGAUAGUCUAGCAGAAGUGGAUCCCGAGAAGAAGCAGGGCGAGGCGAGUAGCAGUACAAGCGUCGACGCGAUAUCGGAAAGCUCAUGAGGAGUCAAGUUAGAUUAGUUAAUUAUUAUGUUUCAUGGUUAUUAGUAUAAAUUGGAGAUUCUGUGUUAAGUCGUUUUAAGUGUUUGAGAUUGACAAUUUUGCCCAAGUGUUGGGGCUUUUCGUUAAAAAUUCUUAAAUGAUGUCGGUUUGUUUUAUUUUAAAAUGUGGUUUGGGUUGCUCCGGAGUAACCGGGUUUUGGUUUGAGUUAUGGUUUGGUUUUUGAAAAGAGACGGGACGUGUCACUAUACUGUCAUUGCCAUCACUAUAGAUAGAAGAGAGCAUAAGCCGGGCGCUAACCAUGCACGCAUUCAAUCAAAAAGCACAAGCAUAUAUCCAUUGCGUAAAAGUAUCAAAUAAAUUCACACCAUCAAUCACACCGUAGCUCUUCCAUACAGCAAAGUACAACUACUUCCAAAUAUGCAGGUCAUAAUUGUGAUGACCGAAAGCACAAUCAACAUCAGGGUAAGUGUCACGAGUAGAAAUCAAAGAGGCACAGACAAACGAUCUUGAAUACCAAUUCACGGCUGAAGUUAAAAGGGCGAGAUUUGAGUAACUUUCCUGGAAUGGAAGACCGAGAUUGCAGCUCUAUCACAAGAGAAAUUGAAUUCUAAAUCCAACGUGUAGCACCUGAAAGAGUUACCAGAUCAAAGUCCCUACACAUAAUACAAAAAAUAAAAGUCAACUCACGUAAACAACAAAAUCAUAGACAGGUUACGAUUAAGGUGAUGCUAAUACUGCAAAUCCUUGUGGCAAUACAAAAGCAUCAUAGAAGAAAGAAAGGAUUCCUACUGUAUUAACUAUUACGUACUACGAAUGGGGCAUUAAGUAAUUCAGGCUCGUUGUUUUCCUAGUUCAGUAUUCCACACGGACAUAACGUCAAACACAUGGAAGCCAGAAGCAAUCAUGGUGUAUUUCAGCAAACACUUGGAUGCAGAACAAUUCUUAUGAUAAAUCGACGAACGAUACAACUAAAGGAAAGUAGGAUAGAUGGUUCUCUAACCCUACUAAUCAGGUCAACUAUUAUACUCCUCCAGGCAAAUAGUCAAUUUGUAUGAUCCUUGUAGGAUAUAAAUCUUGUCUAUGAAUGCUCUAAUAUCAAAAUAUGUUCAUAUAUGUCACUAUGUCUUUUGCAACUAUAAUAAACCGUGGACUGUUUUAGUUUCUGAGAUUAACAUGUCUUUGCUUUACCUCUACUAUCUCUCUAUUAUGCUUUGUUUGAGUUUUUUGUUUUCUUUCUUUCCUUUUUGUCUUGGUAAGCAAUUUCAUCACCCCACAAACCAGAGGGCAUACAAGAUGGCAUGAACACCAUAGACCAACAGUUUUUGCAGAGAGUAUCAGCUACACUAAUCCAAGACUAUUGACAUGCAAUCUACGAGUCAUUAUCUACAAUAGAAGAGGAUUUAAUUUCAUUGAGAGUGAUAACCAGAUAGUACAGGAUUGAACACAAAACCAGAUAGUACAGGAUUGAACACAACCUGCUUUUCUAGUCUUUUUGCGACACCUGCAAUCCUAAUACAAGACUACAAAUUGAUUGGAUUAUCAACUAGACAGAAGUAGCAAGAUCGUUUAAGGUUAUGAAUGUCCAUGGUAAUGAUCAAUGCAGCAAAACACAAACCAACCCAAUUGACGAUACACUCACAGAAAAUCUUCAAUUCCCUAAUGAUGAUCUCCAAUUCAUCAUAUUUCAUACACUUUCCAUGAAACCCAGAAGCAUUAUACAAGAACAAUCAUAAUUGAAACUUAUAGUGAGCUAAAAUUAUGAAAAAGAAGGAAUAGUUGUCUCUACAAAUGACGGCCGAGUUUGGGGUUCUUUUAGUCAGACGAUGAGAAAGAAGUAGCAGGUGAAAGAAGAAGGAUUUGAAGUGAGAAAUGGAGAAACAUUCAGAAUCUGAGGAUCAUCUUUAUUACCUAAAAGCUUGAAGGAAGAAACACAGCAAAGCUGCAACCAAUUGAAGACCCAAUGAAUCCCCUGCUCAGUCCCUAGUUACAGUGUCGUCGUCAACCUAUUUGAAGAUCUAGUUCGCCGUCGCUGUCGCUACCUUCACUAUCGAUGAGGAAACGCCACCAUUGUGUUCGCGCCGGUGGCACAACAAAGUGGCGACGAAGCACAAUCGCGGGAGAGGAGACACCGCGAAAACCCUAUUUCAGAAUUUGGUUCACCGUUGACCUGCUCACCCCCUUCUAUAUCGACUGGAGAUGCCACGAAACCCUAUUUCUUCCUUUACCCAGCGCCGCACUCGCCGUCGAUCUAUUUCAGAAUCCGUGUCGCCCCCUGCUCAUCACACUCACUUGCUGUCACCCUCUGCUCACCGCCUUCACCGUCGUCCAAGAGAACUUGGAGCAGACUUUGCCCUCAAUCAAGCAACUCUGAAUCUUGUUCCAAUUCUUCCCUCCGGUGACUCGCUAAUCAACCCCUUCACUAUUGACGAAGAGACCCAAUGCGAAAGAGCACAAUCAGAAGAGACCCGCCGCGAAACCCAAUCUCACCGUUCCCGUCGCCGAUGCUCAACCACUUCAAUAUCGUCAAAGAGACCCACCACGGAAGAGCAUAGUCCACAAUCGCGGAAGAGGAAACUUGAAACCCCCAAUCUCUUUCUUCUCAUAGCGUCGCCGUCGCAAUUGCCCCUUGAGGCAGGUUCGUUGUCGCCGUCGCCCAAAUUCAUAUGCAAUUUCGCCAUCGUCGUCGCCGCCAAUCAACCCCGUCACUAUCUAUGAAGAGACGCUCUGAAAUCCCAAAGCGGAAGAGAGGCUCUGAGAUUCGACGAGCUCAAUCGCUUUACCCGACUGGAUUUCAAUUUUUUUUUAAUUACUAUGCAACGAACCGGUGCAACAGGUUACCAUUCCAACGGGUGAAAACAAAAUUUUAAUAACUUUAAUCCAAUGACUGAUAUUUUAUAAUAAGAUCUAAGAGUUAUA
Molecule: messenger RNA, 4725 nt
Organism: Linum trigynum
Lineage: Eukaryota; Viridiplantae; Streptophyta; Magnoliopsida; Malpighiales; Linaceae
Source: the annotation of a GenBank genome assembly